Molecule: messenger RNA, 2554 nt
Organism: Hipposideros armiger (great roundleaf bat)
Lineage: Eukaryota; Metazoa; Chordata; Mammalia; Chiroptera; Hipposideridae
Gene: TAMM41
Product: TAM41 mitochondrial translocator assembly and maintenance homolog
Exons: 8
Coding region: 212-1201 (329 amino acids)
Biological process (GO): CDP-diacylglycerol biosynthetic process; cardiolipin biosynthetic process
Cellular component (GO): mitochondrion
Molecular function (GO): phosphatidate cytidylyltransferase activity
Source: RefSeq, a predicted model, not a curated record
GUUGGCGGCUCCUUGGCAUGACUGUCUCCCUGGUCCUUGCGGGUCCCUACAGUUCCCAUUCCCCACCCCCGGCCCCAGCCUUCUCCGGUUCGGGCAGGUCCCCGACUUACAUCUCCCCACCUUUAACCGCCCACCUGGUAUUCGUUCGCGCUCCUCUGCCCUCUGCCCUGCCCUGUUCUGCCAAGGGUCCCUUUCUCUGAGCCUCGGCCCCAUGGCGCUGCAGAGCUCGGGGGUGGCCUUCCGCAAGAUCCUGUCUCACUUCCCCGAGGAGUUGAGCCUGGCUUUCGCUUAUGGCUCCGGAGUGUACCGCCAGGCGGGGCCCAGUUCAAACCAGAAGAAUGCCAUGCUGGACUUUGUGUUCACAGUAGAUGAUCCUGUUGCAUGGCAUUCAAAGAAUCUGAAGAAAAACUGGAACCAUUACUCUUUCCUAAAAGUUUUGGGGCCCAAGUUUAUCACCGCUGUCCAGAAUAACUAUGGCGCUGGAGUUUACUACAACCCAUUGAUCAUGUGUGAUGGUAGGCUUAUCAAGUAUGGGGUUGUUAGCACUAGUGUUUUGAUUGAAGAUCUCCUCAACUGGAAUAACUUAUACAUUGCUGGAAGACUCCAAAAACCGGUAAAAAUUGUAGCAAUGAAUGAGAAUGUCGCUCUUAGAUCAGCCCUCGAUAAAAAUCUGAAGAGUGCUGUGACCGCUGCUUUCCUCAUGCUCCCCGAAAGCUUUUCUGAAGAAGACCUCUUUAUAGAGAUUGCUGGACUCUCCUAUUCAGGUGACUUUCGGAUGGUGGUUGGAGAGGAUAAGACAAAAGUGUUGAAUAUUGUAAAGCCCAACAUAGCCCACUUUCGUGAGCUCUAUGACAACAUACUACAGGAGAAUCCCCAAGUGGUGUAUAAAAUCCAGCAAGGCAGACUGGAGAUAGAUAAAAGCCCAGAAGGACAAUUCACUCAGCUGAUGACAUUGCCCAAAACCUUACAGCAACAAAUAAACCAUAUUAUGGACCCUCCUGGGAAAAACAGAGAUGUGGAAGAAACUCUAUUACAAGUUGCUCAUGACCCUGACUGUGGAGAUGUGGUGCGACUAGGGCUUUCAGCAAUCGUGAGACCUUCUAGUAUGAGACAGAGCACCAAAGGCAUUUUCACUGCUGCAUUUGGCUCAGGGCUGGACACAGCCAAGGACGUCCAAGAAGAUGCUUCCUCAGACUCCUGAGUUAAGUCUCUUUUGGGAACUCCUGGAAAAGACCCUUUCUCUCCCUCUGGAUGUUGUGGUGAGAGUAUGUGACCUGGAUCUGCGAUUGCCAUUUUGCUACCACAAAAGCAGAGCACAGGGCCUGCAGAUAAUCAGGUCCCUCCUAUGACAGGUAGGUCCUUGGGAGCAAGCCCUGUCUGAGAUAGUUCCCUCUGGUUGCUUCCGUCCCAUGAGUAACUCAAUUCUUAUGGAUGAAAAAGAGUCUUGACCUACACAACUGGUAUCUUAACCUGUACAUCUGGUGAGUUGAGACUGAAUUGGGCUUUAGUUUAUUGACGUGAAAACUCUUCAAUAGAGUUCACUGAAUUAGGAUGUGUAUCUAAGCCACAAUCAGAAUGUCUGCCACAAUCAGUCGGUAUUUUCAGAGGGUUAGAACAUGAGUCUAAGAGGGUCCAAAGCCUAAAGUGGGCUUGAUCCCUCAGUAUCUGUUUCAGGACCCCCUGCGGAUACCACAAUCCAUAGAUGCUCAAGUCCUUUAUAUAAAAUGGAGUAGAUCAAUGCAUACAGUUGGCUCUCUCACAUCAGGAGACUCCCAAUUGCAGAUCAAAUAUAGUGCAGGUGUUUAUUGAAAAAAAUCCAUUUAAAAGUGGACCUGUUCAGUUCAAACCCAUGUUGCUCAAGGAUCAACUGUAGAUGUUUUACAACUGUCUCAAUAUAGAGAAACCUUUUUAGAAAUAGACACUCCAUGAAACCUUCUGUUCACAUGGGCACACACCGAUGCUAAGUUUUUCCAGCAUUCAAUAGGCCACAGUAGUCUUCAUAACCACAGUCAGUUCUUGCCAACUUUAGAAAGCAACAUGGGAACAAGCAGAUACAACAGAUCUCAAGGUACUAUGGACAUGAAUGAACACUCCCUUGUGCUUCAUAUCUGGUCUGUGUAUAUCUGUUUUGGAUUUAACAUUGUGUUUGUGUAUUUAUGCUUUAAUUCCUAGUAACUUCUAACAUUAUGGACUUGAUUUGCACUGAGCACAACUGUAAGUAAAAAGGAAUAAAUUACUUGAAGAGAAAAAAAUACUUGCCAGCAGAUCCUGACCAACUGUAGCAACAAUGGACUGGCUUCCCUAUGUCUCACCUGUAUAGGUUGGAGUUGUACAGAAUUCAGGGGCUCUCCUGGGGAUCCUAAUCAUUGUAAAACAAAGGAAACAGGCUUUAGUGGCCAACCCAAGGUAUAUGAAUAUAGGCUUCCCCUAGCCCCUGGCAACCACCAUCCUAUUUGCUGCCUCUAUCAAUUUUAAUACUCCAAGUAGCUCGUAUAAGUGAAACCAGAAUUUGUCUUUUGUGACUGACUUAUUUCACUUAGCAUAAUGUCCUCAA